AUUUAUUUACCUCAGUCAGUUCAGUGAAUUCAAUUCCAAGUGAUCGAUAGCCAAGUGAUAAUACAAGUAGUGCAAUAUGGCAAAUACUGUAAAAGAAGUGCAAGAAGAAUGGGACGAACUGGCAGAAGAUUACAAAAAGUUAGAUGCUCUCAACGAAGUGUAUUUAAAGAAAAUUAAAGAAGUACAAGCACUACAAGAUAAUUGUAAAAAACAUAUCAUACACCAAAGAUACCGAAUGCAAAAACUAAGCCAGUCGUUGAAAGAUGUUCCAGAAGAUCCAAAAACCAAAGAACUGCAUGAAAUGUUCGCAGAACGAGAAGCCAGUCUGCAAGAUAUUGAACAAAACUUGCCAAGAAAAAGUGACAGAUACAUGCUAAAAUUUAUCUUAGGUAGAAUAGAUGUGUCAUUUCUAAACAAAGAAAGAAAGUUUCAAUACAAAGAAGACUACGAAAAAUUUAAACUUGUUUGUCACUUCAUAGCUUUCGUGUUAUGUAUUACUUUAAGCCAUUACAACUAUAGAUUUUUGGACAAGAUAUUCGCUGGCUUCUUAGCUUGGUACUAUUGUACGAUUUCAAUUAGAGAAAGCAUCCUCAAAGUGAAUGGAUCAAGAAUCAAAGGUUGGUGGAGGGUUCAUCACAUCCUAUCAAUAGUUAGUUCUGGUUUGUUACUUACAUGGCCUGACAAUGAACCGUGGGAGUUGUUUAGAGUGUACUUCAUCCGUUAUACCAUUUACAGUACUUUUACACAGUACCUGCAGUUUAGAUACCAACGUGGAGUUCUCUACAGACUAAAAUCUCUUGGUGAAAUGGAAAACAUGGAUAUCACAGUGGAAGGUUUCCAUUCUUGGAUGUGGAGAGGACUAACAUUCCUAUUGCCGUUUUUGUUUAUUGCAUAUAUCUUCCAACUGGUCAAUGCUGUUGUUCUGUAUGGCUUGAGCCAACAUCCACAGGCUUCUUGGGAAAGUGGCGCACUUGCUAUUAUCUUCCUAGUGUUCUUCGUCGGUAAUACCAUCACAACGUUACGUGUUAUUCCAAAGAAGAUGAAAAAAAAUAUGUAUAUACAGUACAAGAUAUUGUCUAAUAAGUUUUAUGAGACAAUUAGCGAUUCUGUAAGAAAAGAGAGUUCCAAGGAUAGUACAAAAAAAGAAAGUGAGGUAAAGCAAACAUAAAUUUGGUUUGAAGGGAUAUUUUUAAGGUAAUAUUCAUUUUGUUUAAAAAAGUGUGAUAUUAGUUUUAUGAGAACUGUGUAAAAAUUAAUAAAGUGUUGUGUUUUUAUAA
Molecule: messenger RNA, 1277 nt
Organism: Diabrotica virgifera virgifera (western corn rootworm)
Lineage: Eukaryota; Metazoa; Arthropoda; Insecta; Coleoptera; Chrysomelidae
Product: transmembrane protein 120 homolog
Exons: 1
Coding region: 77-1168 (363 amino acids)
Cellular component (GO): membrane
Source: RefSeq, a predicted model, not a curated record